This is a messenger RNA of Lethenteron reissneri (Far Eastern brook lamprey), 1665 nucleotides long. RefSeq names its product leukocyte elastase inhibitor-like. Gene Ontology annotation, molecular function: serine-type endopeptidase inhibitor activity. The record is from RefSeq and is a predicted model, not a curated record. Lineage: Eukaryota; Metazoa; Chordata; Hyperoartia; Petromyzontiformes; Petromyzontidae. Gene Ontology annotation, biological process: negative regulation of endopeptidase activity.
CUCCCUGCACCCAAAGCAGCAAACCCCAGGCAGCGAUGGAGAAGGCGGUGGCAGCCAACACCGAGUUCGCCAUCGACGUCUUCAAGACGCUGGGUGCACGGGAGGCUGGCGGCAAUGUCUUCUUCUCCCCGCUCAGCAUCUCGGCGGCGCUGUCCAUGGUGCUGCUCGGCGCUAGGGGACAAACGUCUGAGCAAAUGUCCAAGGCGCUUUGCUUUGAAGGAGUGAGCGAUGUUCACGAAGCUUUCAAGAGUCUGCUCGACACUUUGAAAUCUCCCGGGGCGGGCUGCGUCCUGCGUGUUGCCAACCGUCUCUACGGCGAGAAGUCCUUCCGCUUCCUCAAGGGAUAUCUGAAAGCGACUCAGAAGUUUUAUGACGCCAAGUUGGCUGCCGUAGACUUCACGAAAUCAUUUGAGGGUGUGCGGAAGAAAAUCAACGCCUGGGUGGAAAAAAAAACUGAAGGGAAAAUCAAGGAUCUUCUGGAAAAGGGAAAAUUGGAUGCCACGACUCGACUCGUGAUUGUGAACGCAGUUUACUUCAAAGGGAGAUGGACCAAUAAAUUCUACUCUCAAGAUACCACUCAGUGCAACUUUCAUCUCAACCAGCGAGAGACAAAGCCAGUGCAGAUGAUGUCCCAAAAUAACACGUUUCACUAUGGCUUUGUCAAGAACAUGAACUUAAAUGUUCUGGAGCUUCCGUAUGUGGGAAAUGCACUGAGCAUGAUUAUUCUGCUACCAGCUGCCAUCGAGGAUGAAACUAACGGUUUAGAAAAGCUGGAGAGGGAGCUGAACAUUCAGAACCUUCAAGCGUGGACAUCGCCCACGACGAUGCACUCUGGGGAUGUUUUGCUGCACCUCCCACGCUUCCGCCUGGAGCAAAGCUACACCCUCAUUGAGCCACUCUCGAGCCUCGGCAUGGGAGACCUCUUCUCGCCGCUCACUGCCGACUUGUCGGGCAUGGACGGAAACCGUGACCUGUUCGUUUCGCACGUGGCCCACCGCGCCUUUGUCGAAGUGAAUGAAAAAGGGACGGAGGCGGCUGCCGCCACCGUAUUAGUCGAAAUGUUGUAUGGCAUGCCCACGCCCACGGAGCCACCCUUUACAUUUUGCGCCGAUCACCCAUUCAUCUUCCUCAUUCGUGACAACCGCAAUGGAAGCGUUCUCUUUUUGGGUCGCUACACGUCCCCCUGAAGGUCCAUCGAGGCUCCGAUUUUCGUUGAGAAAUGUGUACCGUCUGAUUUGAUUGUGCUACUUUAAGGGAAAAAUACACUCAUAUACCAGUGGGAAGACACUCCGUCAGAGUGGGGGGGAAAUAUACUGGGGAUAAUAUACACUCGACUUGAAAUGUGUUGUUGUGGCACUCUUGAUUAUUGUUGUUCUUGAGUAUUGUUGGCAAAACAAUUACAUUUUUGGCUGCUGGGUAUUGUUGGGAGGGCUGCGUGAUUAAAGUCUCUCGAAAAAUUGCAGUGCGUGUGAGAUUGCUCUGGACACACCCGCAGUUAUAUCAACCAGCCACUUUACAAUUAUUAAUUCCGGUGGUGACACGUGGUACAUUUAAAUAGCAGUUUCAUGAAACAAAACAAGUUCAUUUUUUUUGGAAGAAUAAGUGUUGAUAGUCUUGAUUUUAUUGACAAGAUUUUGGCAAUGAUUUCAAGAGAACAACAGCCAU